This is a messenger RNA of Diachasma alloeum, 1717 nucleotides long. RefSeq names its product probable cytochrome P450 49a1. The record is from RefSeq and is a predicted model, not a curated record. The transcript has 10 exons. NCBI's taxonomy places the organism in Eukaryota, Metazoa, Arthropoda, Insecta, Hymenoptera, Braconidae. Gene Ontology annotation, molecular function: monooxygenase activity; heme binding; iron ion binding. Bases 55 to 1602 code for a protein of 515 amino acids.
CUCUCUGUAAUUUCGUAAAAAUUCACGUUUCUAUUCUAUUAUUGAGCGAAAAAUAUGAUGAUCGUGAUAAAUCCAUCGGUGAAAACUGUUCUGAUGAACAAUGUUUUCAAAAGAAAUUUCUGCACUUUCGUGCGGGAGGUUGACGACCAAGUGUUGUCUCAUGCUCGUCCGUAUUCAGAAAUCCCGGGUCCGAAACCGAUUCCUUUUCUUGGGAAUACCUGGAGAUUUAUUCCAUAUAUAGGUGACUUCAACAUUCAGGAAAUCGCCAAAGUGUCGACACGUCUCUUCAAUGAUUACGGAGACAUUGUUAAGGUUGGGGGCUUAAUGGGCCGUCCAGACAUGGUGUUCCUGUACGAUGCCAAUGAGAUAGAACGAAUUUUCAAGCAGGAGGAAAAAAUGCCCUAUCGUCCCUCGAUGUCCUCUCUCAAUUAUUACAAGCACGUCUUGAGGAAAGACUUCUUCACGGAAUAUUACUCGGGAGUCAUUGCUUCCCACGGUGAAAGUUGGUACAAAUUUCGGAGUAAAGUACAGCAAGUGAUGCUCCAACCUCGAAUAGCAAACAUGUACGUUGGUGCCAUUGAAGAAGCAAGCAUUGCGUUCAUCAAAAGGAUCAUGAAGAUUAAGGAUAAAAGAAACGAGGUUCCCGAAGACUUUGUCAAUGAAAUCAACAAAUGGGCUCUUGAGUCUAUUGCGCAAGUCGCACUGGACCUCAGGCUCGGUUGCAUGGACGAAAGCGCUAAUUUUGAAACUCAACAGCUGAUAAAUGCCAUUCACACUGUUUUUACCAAUGUGGGAAUUUUGGAAUUGAAAAUUCCGUUUUGGAAAGUUUUUAAGACACCCACUUGGAACUCUUGGGUCGAGGCCUUGGACACUAUAUUCAACUUUUCAACGAAAUACACAAAACUAGCUCUCGACAAAUCCAAAAAUUAUAAGAAAGGACCUGAAGAGUUGUCACUUUUGGAACGAGUUUUAGAAAUUGACGGUGACAACGGGCAUAAGUUAGCGGCGGUUCUCGCAUUGGAUCUUUUCCUAGUUGGCGUUGACACUACUGCCACGGCUGUGGGAUCAGUGCUGUAUCAGUUAGCUCGACAUCCCGAUCAACAGGCGAUUCUGUAUGAUGAGGUGGUGCGUAUUCUGCCAGAAGGGGAUAUGCAAAUUAAUCGCAAACACCUGGAGGAUUUGAAGUACGUGAAGGCAUGCAUAAGAGAAACAUUAAGAAUGUACCCCGUAGUAAUUGGCAAUGGUCGCUGCAUGUCGAAAGACACAAUCAUAAAAGGCUACCACAUUCCUAAAGGCGUGCAAGUUGUAUUCCAACACUACGUAAUCAGCAAUCAAGAUAAAUACUUUCCGCGUAGCAAUGAAUUCCUUCCAGAACGAUGGCUCCGCGAAAGUGAGUCGCGACAUGCAUUUGCUUCGCUACCAUUUGGAUAUGGAAGACGAAUGUGUCUUGGAAGACGUUUUGCUGAUCUUGAAUUGGUCAUGGUCAUAAGUAAGCUUCUGCAGAGAUUUAAACUGGAAUAUCAUCAUGAUGAAUUGGAUUAUCAUAUUAAUCCACUUUACACACCGAAGGGUCCGUUGAAAAUCAGAUUCAUAGAGAGGUGAGGAACUACAAAUACAGGAAAAGAAAGUAUUCUAGAGUUUAUGAUUCAUAAAAAAACAUUGUUGAAUUUUUUAAAAUUGUACACCGAUUUUAGAAUAAAUAUUUGUUACAAUUUUA